This is a messenger RNA of Triplophysa dalaica, 1323 nucleotides long. RefSeq names its product urocortin 3, like (gene ucn3l). The record is from RefSeq and is a predicted model, not a curated record. Gene Ontology annotation, molecular function: hormone activity; corticotropin-releasing hormone receptor 2 binding. The transcript is spliced from 2 exons. NCBI's taxonomy places the organism in Eukaryota, Metazoa, Chordata, Actinopteri, Cypriniformes, Nemacheilidae. Bases 254 to 697 code for a protein of 147 amino acids. Gene Ontology annotation, cellular component: extracellular region. Gene Ontology annotation, biological process: cellular response to nutrient levels; adenylate cyclase-activating G protein-coupled receptor signaling pathway; hormone-mediated signaling pathway.
AUUGGACUUAUACUAAAUGAAUCCACAUCAAAUGGGCAAACAGUCCAAGCAGAUAUCAACGCUCUGUAUACGAGCAGCCUGGUAGACAUCAAAGCAUUUAAAUUAUUCGUAUAAUUCAGUGUGACAUCAAUUCUAGUUGUUGAGCUGCUUGCCUUUUUAUAACAUUUCGGAUUCAAGAUCCCAAAGUUCUGGUGGUCCUAACAGUGCUUUGCUUUAGAAAACUCUCUUCGACCAAACGGUGCAGGGCACAACAAUGUGGCUUGCUCGAAUCCUCCUCGCUCUGGCACUUCUUUGCGCACCAGUUUCCAGUCUCUGCAUACCGACGUACGACACCGAGUCCAACUUUCUCUGCAACAGCGAGAUCCUCUCCGGUACCACUGACAACGGGCAACCCACACAUUCCCUGCUGGACACUUUAAACCUCCUGUAUAGGUCCGCGCACGUGCUUUCCUCCGAGGAACCGCGGGAGAGGAGGACGGUACCAGCGUCCAAAUACAGAUUCCUGAGCCAAACGCAGCUGAGGAGUAAACUGUACCGCAACAGCGCGAAGAGCGACAGACGCAGUCAGGUCACUCUCUCCCUCGAUGUUCCUACCAAUAUCAUGAACAUCCUCUUUAAUAUAGCCAAAGCCAAGAACCUGCGCGCGAAGGCGGACGACAACGCGCGCCUAUUGGCGCAGAUCGGGAAGAGAAAAUGAACUGUUGUUAGUGUCAACUUGACUAUGUUUUUGUAACCAACGGAGGCAUGUUAUCUCUCAUUUAAUAUCAUUAUAAUAAAUGUAUUUGAGUGGCAUAACAAGUUUAGCAAUAUUGAAAAUCAAUGGGAGUGGUUAGAAGCAGAUAUAAAAAAUAAGUGUCAACAUGGAUUUUGAAACGCACAGUUAUUUGAUAUCAGUAUUGUACAAUUGGUUAAAAAAUAUAAAUUAUAAAACCUUCAUUUUCAAAGAGAGCCAGUUUUGAGCAUUUAAGAAGUAAAUUGUUUUAAACUGAUUUAGUAGGGUAUUGCGUCAAUUGAUGUUUAGAUUUUUGAAGGCAAAACAAUGCUGAGAAUUCAAAAUGAUUGGAUUAUCUUAUUGAGGAUCACGCGGGGAUUUAUUACACCCUGCAGUUGGCCUAUAUGAUCAUCUAAUUUAAAACAGACAAAAUAAGUCUACUUCUUAUUAGAAAACUACAGCUCUUUAUCAACUAAGGUAUACGGAAGGGGUGAGAUAUGCCCAAAUUCUGAAUACUUUAGGUUGAUCGACAGUUGAAUAUUUUUGUACUGAAAAUAAUUAUUUUUUCGUUUAAUAAAUAAACGCAAAUGAAAACAAAAUGUUUAUUUGAA